CACACUUUCUCCAAUUACUUACACCUCCACCCCCAAAUCUCCCUUUACCCUUUCAUGCGAUUCAUAUCUCAACUCCAUCAAAAACCAACAAUGGACGAAAAAGACACACUAGUAGAGAGCGUACCCCACACGCGCUCUCCGUUAUCAUCUCCACCGCCUCUUCCCUCCGUCGCCGACGACGAAAAAAUCGUCUCCGGUCUCAGCACGAUCCUCGUCGCUUCAAUUCAAGAAGCCAAGGACAAAAUCUCCCAACUCGAGUACGUUUUCUGUUCCCAACUCUACCCUCAUUUUCAAUCCACUUCAAAAAACUCCGACGCAAAACGGCGCCGUAUCGUCGAUCUCGAGCGCGAGGUCGACGAAGGUAUGUUGCUUCAGAAAAGCCUUCUAGACCUAAUUCGUAACAAGGAAUCGUUACUGAAAGCGUGCGAAGAGAAGGAAAAAGCAGCGAUCUCGAAAUUGGAAAUUUCCGAGAGUGAAAACGUGAAGCUGUUGAGGAAAAUUGUUGAUUUGGAGGAGAGAUUGGGAGUGAAAGUUAAAGAUGUUGAGGUGUUGGAAUUGAAGAGCGUUGAAAAUGAGGGUUUGUGUAAGAGGCUUUUUGAAGAAGUUGAAUUGUUGAAGAGUGAGGUUCUGGAUGAGAAAUUGAAGAGGAAUCGGUUAAAUGAAGCGUAUAAGAGACUUAAAUCUCAGCAUAUUUACCUUCGGCAAAAGGUUGGUCUCAAUGAGGAAAAUAUGCUUCGUGAAAAUACAUUUGAGAAUGAGAGUGAUUUGGCCAAGCAUCAAAGCCCAAUCACAGAACCAGGUGUUGCAUUUGACGACCGUAAUGUUGCUUUGGGUGCUUGUAUCAAUGCUAAAGUGAAGUGUGAAAUCCUAGAAGAAGAUUUUGAAGGCCUUGAGAACAGAACUCCCGAAAUUUUUGUUGCCGUGCGAGACACAAAUGAAGUGAAGAAAAAGGCAUUGGAGGAUGACAAAGGAGCCAGUUUGUGCCCUCCUUCUUCAAGUUUCCAUGAUGUCCAAAUAUGUCCACCAAGUACAAAAUUAGUCUCUGUGUCUGGUACAAAGCGGCCUGCACCUCCUGAAGUUUUUGUUGCUGUGCAUGACACAAAUGAAGUGAAAAAGAAAUUGGAGGAUGACAAAAGAGCCAAUCUGUGCCCUCCUUCUUCUUCAAGUUUCCAUGAUGUCCAAAAAUGUCCACCCAGUACUAAAUUAGUCUCGGUGUCUGGUACAAAGCGGCCUGCACCUUCCUGGAGACAAACCCGGUCUCAUCAAAGUCGAGCAGGCAAUGACCUUCACGAUGACUUUCUUGACACUCCUCUUGAAAAUAUUAGAGAUAAUUUAAAUAAGGAUUUGAAUAAGGAAGAUGUUCCACAACCAAUUCAGAAAGACAUUAGCAUGGACAGCUCAGAUGAUGAAACACAGGACUUGAAUGCCAAAAGCAGUCCCCAGAAGCAGUCUUCGAUUACAGUGGCCAAUAAAAGGAGUUUCAAGUAUGUUGAGCCAGUGAGAAAGAAGGCAGAACGUGAAAAUUUAAAAGGAGUUGACUGCAAACAAUGUAGGAAGUUCUAUGAAGCUGUUCUUCCUAAUGCUGACGGUAAGGACCCUGAUGGCAAUAAGCAGAAUAUCCGUUGUGAGCAUCAUGAUGGUGUUUCUAGGCAUCGUUAUAGGUAUGUUCCUCCUAUGACUCCUGAAGGAUUUUGGAAUAUUGGAUUUGAAUCUGAAUUAUAAGGAUAAAUUUCAGCUUGAUUAGAUUACUGAUGUACUAUCUAUACAUGGAUCCAAUAUUCAAUUAACUUUUUCCAACUUUGAGUGUAUUGGUAAAUCUAGAAAGGAAUUAUGGAAAUCCUGGCCAUAAGAUAUUUUAUUAACUGAUGUAGUGAUCAUGUCAAAAUAAUGCUAAGAUGCAAGAUUUUUUUCUAGCUAUCACUUGUAAGCAUAAUAAAACCCGUUUGAACUCAUACUUAUACUUGAACAAUUUCCAUUUAUAGAUAAUUUAUCUGGUGUCUUUUUAUACUAUUUCCUUCCAUGGGAUGAUGGCAUGCCUUUUCACAGCGUCUGGUUUAAACUGAGAAACAGAAUUAUUAAUCCCGGAUAGAGGAGCGGCCGACCCCAAAAGUGGGAAGAGCAGGAUAGCGGGAUAACUUUUGUUGACUUUUUAAUAUUGACUAUUUUUAAAAUUAAAUACAUACAUAAUCUAUACAAAUAACACAAUUCCCAUAAUUUUUUUUAUAAA
Messenger RNA from Vicia villosa (hairy vetch), 2227 nucleotides. RefSeq names its product protein gamma response 1. The coding region runs from base 55 to 1722 and encodes 555 amino acids. The transcript is spliced from 3 exons. Gene Ontology annotation, cellular component: site of double-strand break. Gene Ontology annotation, molecular function: Y-form DNA binding; flap-structured DNA binding; single-stranded DNA binding. Lineage: Eukaryota; Viridiplantae; Streptophyta; Magnoliopsida; Fabales; Fabaceae. The record is from RefSeq and is a predicted model, not a curated record. Gene Ontology annotation, biological process: double-strand break repair via homologous recombination; DNA double-strand break processing involved in repair via single-strand annealing.